AUGGCUAAUGAGGGUUACUGGCUUGUUGGAGUUGGAGAGACACCAAAGCUUGGUCCUGGAGACAUAUAUGAGCCCGGAAAGGGUGAAAUAUUGAUACAGGUUAAAGCCGUAGCAGCUCAACCUGGAGAAUGGAAAAUGCAAGAGGGCCUCAUUCCAAUCAAACUCCAAUAUCCCACCAUUAUUGGCCUUUCUGCCUCUGGUAUCGUCAAAAAGACGGGUCCAGGAGUGACUCGAUUCCAGCCAGGUGAUCGCAUCUUGACAAAUACUACGGGCGUCCUGCGAAAUGAUAGUCGCUUUGGGGCCUAUCAGAAGUACUGUCUUGCCCCAGAAAACUUGGUUUCAAAGAUCGGCAAUGUGCCAUAUGAUGAAGCUGCGAGCCUUGCGACGUCUUAUGCAGCAAUGAGUGCUCUGGUCCUUCAUCUCGGGUUAAACAAGCCGCAAAUACCAAGUGCUAUUUCGACCGGCGAAAAGAUUCUUAUUUGGGGAGUAUCUUCGUCAAUGGGAAUGUUUGCUGCACAGCUGGCAAAACACGCUGGCUACGAAGUUGUAGGCGUUGCAUCUGGACGCCAUCAAGAGCUAGCAGCGCAAUAUGGAAUCGCUCAUUUCGUGGACCGUACAGCAGCAGACGUUGUCACUGUAGCCUCUUCAUUGGGUCCGUUCAAGGCUGUUUUCGCAGCGGCCGAUUCCGCCGAAGACCAAGUUAAAAUCGGUGCAAUUUUAGCCGCUUUGGGAGGAGGCUCUUUUUUGACCACAAUGGGAGUCCGGGCUGGAGUACAAUUACCCAAAGGUGUCACUGGGUUUUUUAGGCAAUAUCUUGAUGACUACUUGGACGAAAAUAAUCGUGAGUUCACGGAGUGGUUUUGGUGGAACUGGCUAGAAGCUGCCUUGGAACAGAAACAGCUCAAGUCUAUUCCUCUUACAGUUGUUGGGGGCUUAGAUAAAACUGGAGAGGCCUGGAGAAUGUUGAAGCAUGGUGAAAAUCACGGCACUAGGUUGAUUAUCGUGCCACAAUGA
Trichoderma gamsii is the source of this 1014-nucleotide messenger RNA. RefSeq lists its product as hypothetical. NCBI's taxonomy places the organism in Eukaryota, Fungi, Ascomycota, Sordariomycetes, Hypocreales, Hypocreaceae. Gene Ontology annotation, molecular function: oxidoreductase activity, acting on NAD(P)H. The transcript has 4 exons. The coding region runs from base 1 to 1014 and encodes 337 amino acids. The record is from RefSeq and is a predicted model, not a curated record.